AUGUUUCUACCGUGGUUUAAUAAUGUUACUUUUACUCAUUCAUUGAUAAGUGCAGGUAUUCGUGUUGCUACAGGUGGUGCUGGUGCUACUUAUGAUGAUCAAGUUCGUGGUGGUGGACCGCUUGAUAAAAUGGGGAUUUAUGCAUGAAGUAAUGAAGAUAUUGAAAGUAUAGGAGGUCAUGAACGUAUUGGAGAUAUUGGAGGUAUAGAAGAAAUGUAUACAAAAUGUGACAAAAAACCUAGACCGAGUCGGUAA
Molecule: messenger RNA, 255 nt
Organism: Rotaria sp. Silwood2
Lineage: Eukaryota; Metazoa; Rotifera; Eurotatoria; Philodinida; Philodinidae
Source: the annotation of a GenBank genome assembly